This is a messenger RNA of Leishmania braziliensis MHOM/BR/75/M2904, 1302 nucleotides long. Its product is annotated as putative adaptor complex AP-1 medium subunit. The record is from RefSeq and is a predicted model, not a curated record. The transcript has a single exon. The coding region runs from base 1 to 1302 and encodes 433 amino acids. Gene Ontology annotation, cellular component: clathrin adaptor complex; cytoplasmic vesicle. Gene Ontology annotation, biological process: intracellular protein transport; vesicle-mediated transport. Lineage: Eukaryota; Euglenozoa; Kinetoplastea; Trypanosomatida; Trypanosomatidae.
AUGGCGUCGGUGCUAUACAUACUAGACUCGAAAGGGAGUCCCCUCAUCUACCGCAGUUACCGCGGUGAUAUCUCGCAAGACGUCCCGAGCGUCUUCCAGCAUCGCGUCAUUGACGAAGAAGAGGGCCGCGUCACGCCCGUCUUCGAAGAAGAAGGCCACACCUACACCUUCGUGCGCGAAAAUGACGUAUACUUGCUCAUGGUGAGCAACAUCAACUCGUGCCCCCUGCAGCAGGUCGCCUUCCUAUACCGAUGUGUGUCCGUCUUCAAGGCCUAUUUCAAGACAGUGACGCAGGAAACAGUGCGGGACAACUUCGUCAUCAUUUAUGAGCUGCUGGAUGAGAUGUGCGAUUUCGGCUUCCCGCAGUUCACCGAGGAAAAGGCGCUUCGGGAGUACAUCCUGCAAAGCACCUUCCUCACCAAGAUCAUGGGCAGCAAGACGACACUCGCGCAGAGUGAGCUGCCAACGGCGGUGACUGGGGCCGCCGUAUCGACGCCGUGGCGCUUGCCGCGCAACUACAAGUACUCGAACAACCAAGUGUUUCUGGAUGUGAUUGAGCAGGUCGACCUGCUCGCGAACCAAGCCGGCGAGACGCUCUCGAGCGAGAUUGUUGGCACUGUCAAGAUGCAGUGCCGUCUGUCUGGAAUGCCCACCUGCACUGUUGGUGUCAACGACAAGAUCCUCUUUGACCGGACAGGCCGCAGCGGCAGCACGGUGGAGAUGGAGGACAUCACCUUCCACCAGUGUGUGAAACUCAACCAAUUUGAAAGCGAGCGCGUCAUUUCGUUUGUGCCGCCGGACGGCGACUUCACGCUGCUCUCCUACCGGCUCAACGAGCGCAUUCAGCAGCCGGUGAAGUUGCGCUGCAUCUUUACGCACCACGGCACCACACGGGUGAAGGUACACUGCACGCUGCAGACAAAGUACCGCACAAGUCUUACAGCAAACGAGAUGGAGGUUCACAUCCCGAUCCCGUCCGACGCCGACUGCCCGCAGGCGGAAAGUCAGACGGGUCACCUGCAGUACGCACCGCAGGUGAAUGCACUUGUCUGGAAUCUUGGCAAAAUCGGCGGGAACCGGCAGUGCUCAUGCAAUGCGGAGUUUCACCUGCCCAGCGUCCGCAGCAGCGACAUGAAUGACCUCUCGAAGAUGCCGGUGAAGGUGCGGUUUGUCAUUCCGUACUUCGCUGCAUCGGGCUUUCAAGUGCGCUAUGUGAAGGUGGCGGAGAAGUCGAACUACGUAACCACGCCCUGGGUGCGAUACGUCACGCAGAGCGGUGUAUACGAGGUUCGAACAGACUGA